UAGGCUACGUUCUGUCGUUUUCUCGACAACGUGGUGUUGUCAAAGUUGGGGUUUGGGAGGAGAUGAAUUAUUUUCUUUGAAGACUACUAGUGAUCAAAAUAUUUUAGCUAUACUGUGUUAAAAUAAUACUACCAAAAUGCCGCUGUACAAUUUCAAGAAAAUUGCUGUUGUCCCUACUUCAAAGGACUUCAUCAACAUAAUAUUGUCAAAGACUCAGAGGAAAACUCCUACAGUUAUUCACAAAAACUACAAAAUAUCACGCAUACGUUCAUUUUAUAUGCGUAAAAUUAAGUUUACUCAACAAAACUUUCAUGAUCGUCUUUCACAAAUCAUCCAGGAUUUUCCUAAGUUGGAUAAUAUUCAUCCAUUUUAUGCUGACCUGAUGAAUGUUCUGUAUGACAAAGACCACUACAAGCUUGGGCUGGGACAGCUUAAUCAAGCAAGACAUCUCAUUGACAAUGUGGCCAAGGAGUAUCUUCGUCUUCUAAAGUUUGGAGAUUCCUUAUACAGAUGCAAGCAGUUAAAGAGAGCAGCUUUGGGAAGAAUGGCCACAAUAAUGAAACGCCAAGCGUCAAAUCUUGAAUACCUGGAGCAAGUGAGGCAACAUCUUGCACGUCUUCCAUCAAUCGAUCCGUACACCAGAACCAUCAUCAUCUGUGGAUUUCCCAAUGUCGGCAAGUCAAGCUUCAUCAACAAGAUAACCAGGGCAGAUGUGGAAGUGCAGCCUUACGCCUUCACUACGAAAUCUCUGUAUGUGGGCCACACAGACUACAAGUACUUGCGUUGGCAAGUGAUUGACACUCCAGGAAUCCUGGACCACCCACUGGAGGAGCGGAACGUGAUCGAGAUGCAGGCAGUGACAGCCCUCGCCCAUCUGCGAGCUGCAGUCUUGUACUUCCUGGAUGUCUCUGAGCAGUGCGGUCAUUCACUUGAAGAGCAGGUCUCCCUCUAUAACAGCAUCAAGCCCCUCUUCGCAAACAAGCCAUUGAUGGUUGUGUGCAACAAAACAGAUAUCGUAAAAGUAGACGAGCUCCCAGAGCAGAAGAAAGAGUUGCUAAGGACCUUUGAGGAGGCUAAAGUGCCUGUGAUGUCAAUGAGCACUCUGACAGAGGAUGGUGUUGCUGAAGUAAAAGAACAGGCAUGCGAAACUCUGCUAGCAUUCAGAGUUGAAAACAAAGCAUUGGGCAAAAAACUUGAUCCUGUUUUGAACAGGUUACGUGUUGCCUAUCCAAAGCAGAGGGACAACAAAGAAAGACCUCCAUGCAUACCUGAAAGUGUGAUAGUGAAGAAGCAGACACAGCAGAGCAGGAAACGCAAGUUGGAGCGUGACAUUGAGGAGGAACUUGGCGACGACUAUGUGCUUGAUCUCAAAAAGAACUAUGAUAUCCCUGAGAAAUAUAAGUAUGACAUUAUACCAGAGAUAUGGGAAGGACACAACAUUGCAGAUUAUAUUGAUCCAGAAAUUUUCAAGAAACUCGCAGAUCUUGAACAUGAAGAAGCACUGCGGGAAGAAGCUGGAAUGUAUGCUGUACCUAAAAUAGAGAUGGAUGAAACAAUGCAAGAAAUACGCGAGCUGGCUCAGAAAAUCAGGGAUAAGAAGACAAUCAUGAAACAAGAAGCUAGGUUGGUGAAACACUCAACGAAACCACAUACACCACGAACAGCAACUGCCAAGGUCAGGGAGAGGAGCGUGAACAGGUUGGAGAAACAGAUGUCUCAACUGGGUGUUGACUUGGAGUCAAAUGAAGAGGCACAUUACAAGAGAACUAGAGGACGCUCAAAAUCAUUGUCAAGGCCUCCAAACAAGAAGAUGAGGAUGGAAUCAGAACCCAGAGCCAGGAGCAUGUCCCGGCCUCCCAGAGAUCUGUCUGGAGUCAAGGAUCCUGCCAUGAGACAAAAGUUAAAGAAAGUUGCACACAAAGCAAUUUCAAAGAAAGUGGGAAAGAAAGGUCUCAAGGGUGAAGCAGAUAGAUUUAUUGGCACCAAAAUGCCAAGGCAUCUCUUCUCUGGCAAGCGCGGCGUGGGAAAAAGUGACAGAAGAUAAAACUGGAUUGCAUGACAUUUUUAUGUUCUAUGUAACCUAUUCUGGAACUGUAUAUAUUUCUAAAGAAAGA
Messenger RNA from Homalodisca vitripennis (glassy-winged sharpshooter), 2114 nucleotides. RefSeq names its product nucleolar GTP-binding protein 1 (gene Non1). Gene Ontology annotation, cellular component: nucleolus. Gene Ontology annotation, biological process: ribosomal large subunit biogenesis. The transcript is spliced from 12 exons. The record is from RefSeq and is a predicted model, not a curated record. Gene Ontology annotation, molecular function: RNA binding; GTP binding; GTPase activity. The coding region runs from base 137 to 2044 and encodes 635 amino acids. NCBI's taxonomy places the organism in Eukaryota, Metazoa, Arthropoda, Insecta, Hemiptera, Cicadellidae.